Molecule: messenger RNA, 1435 nt
Organism: Danaus plexippus (monarch butterfly)
Lineage: Eukaryota; Metazoa; Arthropoda; Insecta; Lepidoptera; Nymphalidae
Gene: chic
Product: profilin
Exons: 4
Coding region: 110-490 (126 amino acids)
Cellular component (GO): cell cortex
Molecular function (GO): actin monomer binding
Source: RefSeq, a predicted model, not a curated record
CCAUUUUGAAACGGCAGUGCUUUUUGUUCGUGUGGAGCGUUAGCUCGUUGCGGGGUCUAGAUUGUGGUUAAGCAGAGUUUAGUUUUAUUUUACAAAGAACUCUAUCAAAAUGAGCUGGCAAGAUUAUGUCGAUAAACAGUUAAUUGCAUCCAGAUGUGUUUCAAAGGCUGCAAUUGCCGGUCACGAUGGAAAUGUCUGGGCUAAAUCGGAAGGCUUUGACAUAUCAAAAGACGAGGUGGCCAAGAUAGUGGCUGGUUUUGAAAACGAAUCACUACUCACCAGCGGUGGUGUGACGAUAGCGGGCACGCGGUACAUCUACCUCAGUGGUAACGAACGCAUCAUUCGCGCUAAACUCGGCAAAGUCGGAGUUCACUGCAUGAAGACGCAGCAAGCUGUUGUAAUUUCUCUCUACGAAGAACCGAUCCAACCCCAGCAAGCUGCUUCCGUAGUCGAGAAGUUAGGAGAUUAUUUAGUGAACUGUGGUUAUUAGAGAUCGAAGCGCGCCGUGAUCUAAGAAUACUAUAAGAUAAUAUUUUUUCCACAGGGAAAUAAGUAACUGCAUUUUGUAUAUUCUAUAAAAGUGAUAAGGAUCGUCAUUUGUUUUGAUAUUUAAAAAAAAAAAAUAUGGCGCCACGUGUCUGAGUUUUAACAGAACCACCUGCAGAUGUAAUCACUUUGCUGAUGAUGGAUUUUUUUAUACGCUCACCGUUCUCACGCAGCGAUUGCAUCUGCACGAUGGUCAAAAAUUUUGUAUUUUAAAAUAUUUGCUUUCGGUGGCCCGUUGCAUGAAGCUGGACUAUACGGCUUCGCGGCAACGGUCUCAGAGCAUGAUGUAUAGAGAUUUUUUAGAUUUCUUUUCAAGCAGUCUGCAACUACAAACAUCUCAUAUAGCGUGAUGAACUUAAAAUUAAUAGUUGUGAGUUAAAAGUAUGAAAUUGUGUAUGAGUUAAAUAAUAAGAGCGCGAACAUGCUUGAAUGGAAUUAUAAUAACCACGUAAUAAAAUUACUGUAACACUAUACAACAUAAUUAUAAAUAGACAUUGUGUAAGGGCUUGUUACGAAUACGAAGACACUGUAACCCGAAUGUAACGAUCGUUUGAAAAUCUCUAGUCCCACUGGAUCCAUCGUGUGACCACUAAUCUGUACAGUGUGAGGGCUCCGCCCUAAGCAUUCGCCAUUAUUUCGCUACGCUUCCCUUUCUAUUACGCUACGUUUAUAAUCUUGUAGUGAAUAAACAUUUGCAUUCUGUUCUACUCUAUCUUAUAAACUGCAGAAACUAGAAGCGCUCAAUUAUAACCCUGUAUCCUCAAACAAGGCUUGCAGUAAUCGAAGGGUGCAUAAUGUUUAUAUUUGAUAUUACUACUAUAGCUUUGUACAUUGUUUCUGAUAAGCGAUGGGAACUGUGUCUAUCUAAUAAUAAAUGAUUUGUAUUAUA